Molecule: messenger RNA, 1734 nt
Organism: Tremella mesenterica DSM 1558
Lineage: Eukaryota; Fungi; Basidiomycota; Tremellomycetes; Tremellales; Tremellaceae
Exons: 1
Coding region: 1-1734 (577 amino acids)
Source: RefSeq, a predicted model, not a curated record
AUGUCACCCACCACUCUCCCACCCAACAUUCUUACUCAAAUUUUAUCCCAUCUUCUUCCUCCUCGACCAACCGAUAUCCCUCUUUCUCUCUUAUCUCAUUCAUUACUCCAACGUCUAUCAUUCUUACCUCCUCAAGAAGAAGAUACGAACUCUUGGUUAUCACCUUAUCCCCCCACGACCAUAUCGACCAGUGACCGAUUAGAGAGGUUGUAUUUGGUUGGUGCUCACGUUAGCGAGGUGGGAUAUGGUACGGAUGGAGAGAGGGCAUUAGCGAGAGUGUUGUUAUUUCCUCAAGGAUCGAUAACUGAUUCUUAUACAUCAUCUCUUGCUUACCCCAACACUCGUGGGAAUGAAUCGAUCAACGCAAAUAUUUAUCAAGAUGAGAAAAAGGACAUGACUCAUGGAGAAAUAGAGGAGAAGAAGGAGAGUGAGAUGGAAGAAGGUGUGGAGGUUAUUUUCUCUUUCGAAUCUUCAAUAACUCAACCACACGAUUUAUCUAUUGAUAUCAAGAAACAAGAGGAUAACUCAUGGAGAUUUCACGCUGCAUUAUCAUAUCCUUCCUCUCAUACUUCUUCCCUGACAUGGGGUCUUAUUCCUAUUCUCCCUUCUGAACAUCCUUCUGCCCACUCACAACAUCCCUCUUUCGACCAACAUCAUCCCUCUUUCGACACCCCAUAUUCCUCUUCUGAUCCAGACCAUCCUUCUUCCACCACACAAAAUCUCUUUUCAAACCCAUAUCAACCCUCUUCCGAUACGCAUUACACAAACCAAAAUCACCCCAACACACAAUCAUCUUCUUCAGACCCCACUUCCCCCAAUAGUCUACGUCCUUCCAACUCGGACCCAUUCCAAUAUGACACCUACCGUUCUCCUGAGGAUUCCGAAUAUACCGAUCAAGCUCCAGAAGGUUAUUGGCCUCCUUCUCCAACUCUGUCUCAUAAUCAUGAUCACGAUCCCACCAUUCAAGCCGAUGUCGAGAGGUUAGUUUUGGAUGAUGAUGAGGCGAAUGAGGCAGCUUAUUGGGCUUCUUAUGUCCAAGCUUCACAAUCGAGGAAUGAUCAAUCGGACAUGAUGAUGACGCCUGUAAUGAAGAAUGAUGUUCUUACUCAAGAGAUGGGAUCGAGUCAUAGUGUGAUGAAUGAUGAUCUUACUCCGAGAAUGAGAUUCGAUCAGAGUAUAACGAGUGACGUUCUUCCCCGGGAAAUGGACUUGCCUCAUGGUCAAGGGAAAGGGAUGGGAUCGAGCGGGAUUGAAGAAGGAUACGUGAGGAUGGAAUUGGAGAAGCAAGGAGACCAAAAAUCAGAACUACGAAUAAAGAUGGAGAAGAAACUUUUGGAAAUACUUGUUUCUCUUUGGAACCAAUGGUGUGGUCCAAAUCCGACGUCGGAAAGAAUGCAAGAAAAGGCUUUGGAGUGGGUACGUUUGUCCAAAGAAAUCAGUCAGGAUAGAAGAUUAUCUCUGGUUGGGACUGGUGGUGGAGAGCAAGCUGAGCAGAUGAAAGGAUUUCAAGGACAUGUAGAAGAUAAUGGAGAAUUCGAACGAGGUGGACAAGGUGAACAGGAUGAAUUACAUGAAGAUGAAGUAAAGGGGAAUUCUUCUUUGAGGGAAGGGGAAGAAACAUGUGAAAAAGCUAUUCUUCGUGGACAAUUGAUUGUUUUAUCAGAAGUAUAUUCUUGUCUAGGGGAUGAUUUCCCUCAUCUUGUAGAAAGUGUCAUCACUCUGGCACCUGGUUAA